AUGAACGAAGUGAAAACCGAGCAAAAAAACACCGACAAAGAUGCGGUUAUGGCCGAUGAAACAGUUAGCGAUGCUAUGACGCUAGCCUCAAUUAUGAUUCGUUUCACUUCGGCAAUCUUCAAGGCGAGCGAUUUUUGUGCAAUUUCUUUCGCCAUUUCGGAUGCAGUCAGUUAUUUUCCAAUGAAAUUGUUCACAAAGUCGAAUAGAGUCGUUCGAGAUGCUGAAAAAGUCAAAGCAGUUCAGUUAAUCCCGGGCGAUCCUUAUUCACCAUGGCGUUGGACCGGUAAUGCUCUUGUGGAUACAAUCUUCCCAGGAUGCGACACACUUGCAAAGGUUUGGGAUGAAGUUGUUCGUCGAUAUGCAGACUUGGACUGUUUCGGCGUUCGCGAGGUGCUUUCGGUCUCGAAAGAUGUACAGCCAGAUGGACGUGUUUUUGAGAAGAUGGAACUUGGCGACUAUCAGUGGACGACGUUCAAAGAGGUAGAUAAGAGUGUUCGUGCACUUGCGAAAGGUCUAAUUAAAAAUGCUCAAUUAAAACCCAAAAGUCAUGUGGCUAUCUACUCGGAAACUCGUGAAGAAUGGAUGGUCACUGCGUUAGCGUGUUACAAAUGUAAUUUCCCGAUCGUUACCAUCUACGCAACUCUGGGUGAAGAAGCACUCAAACAUGCGAUCCGCGAAUGUGACACAGAUGUUAUUUUCACAACGGCUACACUUUUACCAAAGUGUUUUAAGGUUAUCGAGGCACUCAGCGAGUGUCCAUCAAUCUCGAUGAUCGUCUACUAUUCGGCGCAAGAUCCGGAAGCAAUCACAAAAGUGCCGAUGUCAGCUGCAGAAUCAUCAAACGUUCGUAUGCUUCCUUUUGCAGAUUUGAUCGAGAUAGGCGAACAAAUCGACGAGUCCGACAUUAACAUGACUGACUAUACGGCACAAGCGGAUGAUUUGGCUCUAUUCAUGUACACAAGUGGAACGACGGCUAACCCGAAAGGUGUAAUGAUAUCGAAUCGCAAUCUCAUCGCUGCUACAGCCGGACAAGAUGCCUGUAUCGAUAUCAAAGCAAGUGACGUUUAUAUAGGUUAUCUACCACUUGCACACAUUAUUGAAGUGUGUUGUCAAUUGGUGAUUCUGACUCAUGGUUGUAAGAUUGGUUUUUCAUCUCCACUCACACUUUUCGAUGGUGCUGCCAAGCUGAAAGAUGGUCAGAAAGGUGACAGCAGUGUGCUGAGGCCAACCUUAAUGUCAGCUGUCCCGGCAGUUUUCGAUCGAAUCGUAAAAGGUGUGCUGUCAAAGAUUGCACAAGCUUCACCGAUGAAGCAAGAAUUGUUCCGGUUAUGUUAUGAGCGCAAAAAAAGUCAUUAUGAACAAGGGCGAUCGUGCCCCAUAUUGGAUAGGCUAAUAUUCAAUAAGAUACGUGCUCUGUUGGGUGGUCGAAUGCGUGAAAUGCUCAGUGGAGGUGCACCGCUGAAUCCAGAAACGCAACGCUUCAUGCAAAUCUGCUUCUGUCCGAUUAUACAAGCCUAUGGACUAACCGAAACUUGCGGUGGAGGCACUAUUUGCGACCUGGACGAUAUUAGUACGGAUAUGGCAGGCGUACCAAUUCGAUGCUGUGAUAUUAUGCUGCGUGAGUGGAAAGAAGGUGGAUAUUCGCCGUUGAACAAAACUCCUCAAGGAGAGGUACUUAUUGGCGGUGCGAACAUAGCACUUGGCUAUUAUAAGAAUGAAGCGAAGACAGCUGAAGAUUUUUUUGAAUUGAAUGGACGUCGGUGGUUUGUUACUGGAGAUAUUGGUGAAUUUCGAAGUGAUGGCUCGUUGACUAUCAUUGAUCGUAAGAAGGAUCUUGUGAAGUUAUCACACGGUGAGUACGUUUCACUGGCUCGGGUUGAGACGGCACUUCGAGACAACAAAUACGUCGACAAUAUUUGCGUUUAUGGUGAACCAGUUAAGGAUUAUGUAAUUGCCUUCAUUGUACCGAAUGUUCAAUCUCUGACAGCGCUUGCAAAGAAACAUGGAAUUGUAGAUGAUGAUAUUGAGAUGUUGUGCAAAGACGACCGAAUCAUUAGCGACGUACUUGACGCAUUACAGAAGCACGUUAAAGGUAAACUCAGCCGAUGGGAAACUCCACGAAAGAUUCAUUUGUGCAGUGAAGUUUGGCUGCAGGCGGAUGGCUUGUUAACGGAAGCGCUGAAACUGAAACGACGUGCAAUCAAGGAGAAAUACCAGUCGGUGAUCUCGGCUAUUUAUCAGUGA
Molecule: messenger RNA, 2244 nt
Organism: Anisakis simplex (herring worm)
Lineage: Eukaryota; Metazoa; Nematoda; Chromadorea; Rhabditida; Anisakidae
Source: the annotation of a GenBank genome assembly